This is a messenger RNA of Aspergillus steynii IBT 23096, 1839 nucleotides long. RefSeq names its product fungal specific transcription factor domain-containing protein. Bases 1 to 1839 code for a protein of 612 amino acids. Gene Ontology annotation, biological process: positive regulation of transcription by RNA polymerase II. The transcript is spliced from 2 exons. NCBI's taxonomy places the organism in Eukaryota, Fungi, Ascomycota, Eurotiomycetes, Eurotiales, Aspergillaceae. Gene Ontology annotation, cellular component: nucleus. Gene Ontology annotation, molecular function: DNA-binding transcription factor activity; transcription cis-regulatory region binding. The record is from RefSeq and is a predicted model, not a curated record.
AUGACAAGGGCCACCACCAACAGCCUUGGCAAACAAAAAGCAAGUGCCGCAUUAGAGAGCCUUGAUGCUUGGCUAGUAAGCCGCGAUCAAACAACGUCCCUUGAAGAUUCAUCACAUUUCUGGGGACCUUUUGGGAUCUUGGAUCUAUCAAUAGACAACAGUACCCAAUAUGACCAGUCAAGGCUGAUCACGAGCCAGGGAGAAAAUUUACAGCAAACACACAAUUCGCUGUUGUCCAGUCCAGAGAGCAUUUCUGUGACAGAAACUGACUGUUAUGUUCAAGAAGCGCAUAUUGGCACGUCAACUUCUGAUGAGACUGCUACUAACCUCAUAACACCGCUUGAUGUGGAUUUCACGAUCGAUACUGGUUCCUUUAAUCAGAGCAUUUCCAGCCGAAACUCUUCCCCAUGCUUGCUACCAAAGAACACUCCACCUAUUCUAUUGGACAUACCAGAGAACCAUUUAACUUGUCCACCGGUUCCACCAAAAGCUCUUGAGCUUUUACGGUAUUACACAGAAUACCGUGCUUCGCCACUGUUAUCUUUGCGGGGAGCGCGCAGUUGCCCGUGGCACACAAUACAGCUUCCGAGCGCGAAGAAAACGUAUGCCGAACUUCUCCUACACCAACCGGUCAGCCAUACUGGCCUAUCUCUCUUCUUCUCCCUUCUUGCUGCUAGCUCCCUACAUCUCGCGUCUCGAGGUGAUCAUUCUGACAGUUGGGUCAAGCUGCGUGACUCAUAUGAGCAAACGUCCAGGCAGCAUCUCAAUAUUGCGUUGAAGGAAGAAGUUGCGGGAGAAAAUCGUGUAAAAUAUAAGGAGCUACUGAUGGCUUUGUUGUCGAUGGUAAUGAUUGAGAUAUUCCGUGGACAAUAUUGCAGGGCCCAGAACCUUCUCGUUGAGGCUGAGCUCCUGAUUAGACGGCGAGGCUUGCCAAAGGUGCACAAGUCUCUCAAAGUCCGAUCUCUCCAUCACGUCUACACCUAUUUGCGGGUUAUGGCUGAGAGCACGUGUGGCUGUGCCCUCGUCAGCAUUUGUCCUCAGCGCCCUAACUCCAGUCUUCUCUCGGCUGAGCCCUCUUACCACUUACUGCGCAGCUUUCGUGUAGCAGACCACACUACAACUACCGAUCUUGAUGCCCACUUUGAAAAACCCCUAGAGUCUGGUUAUAAUGACAUACAUCUAGAAUUAAUGGGAGGAUGGAAUAACUCUCUCUUCCCAGCGAUGUAUGGGUUACCGGAGUCAUUGAUGGGACUUUUAUCCCACACUAUUCGCCUGGCAAAUGAACAAGAGCUUUUGAACCGCGACACAACUCUGGAUGUUGAUAUUGUCGCAAAUCUGAGUCUGCGAACAAGGGCCCUAGAACAUAAGAUUCUUUCUUGGGACAGAACACAGUCGUUUAUGCAUUCGACAGAGUCAGGUGUCAGCAGUGCAAGAAGCAAGAAGAUUCUCCAUUACAGUUCACUUGCUAUGCAUCAAGGUCUUGUUCUCUUCUAUUACCGGCGAAUUCACAACAUCAAUGCGUUGAUUCUGCAAGAUACCGUUCGCAGGGUCUUGGAAUUUGCAGAAGAGAGUGCCACCAAUGACAACGCAGCUGAUGAUCUCAACCCAUUACUGCUAUGGCCUUGCUUCAUAGCAGCGUGUGAAGCUUUAGAGCCAAGCUUACGAGAUCGAUCUCUCAAGUGGCUGCUCGAUGCUGACCGUCGGACACCUGCUCCAUCCUUCUUCGUCGCUGCUGACGUAGCUCGAAAGGUAUGGAGUCUGCGCGAAGAAACCGAGGAUUAUACACUUAGCUGGUUUGAAGCGAUGGGACCAGAUCGGUGUCCAAUUAUUGUAAUAUAA